Molecule: messenger RNA, 2963 nt
Organism: Corylus avellana
Lineage: Eukaryota; Viridiplantae; Streptophyta; Magnoliopsida; Fagales; Betulaceae
Product: Pentatricopeptide repeat (PPR) superfamily protein
Biological process (GO): RNA modification
Molecular function (GO): zinc ion binding; RNA binding; protein binding
Source: RefSeq, a predicted model, not a curated record
AAAUACGUUUCCCUUAAAAACAUAUCAUUAAUAUCCCCAACACCGCAAACCCCUCGAAAACAGAACCGCCUGAUUUUGAGAACAAGAAGACCCAUCUCUGUUGGUCGGGUGGUUUUGGUUGCUUCUAGAAGAAGACCCAACCACCAGGCCCCGCUUGAUAGGGGACUACAUACUAGGCCCGAGAAUUGGGUCGGGUUCCUUCGCGGGGGUCUGGUGGUCUAGCUUAAACUUCUUUCUAUGAAACCAUAUAGAACAAACGCACUUCAAGCCCUUGCUUCUUUAAGAGUGUGUCCACCUCCAAAUCCGCCUGUAAAUGUUGAAAAUUUUAUCGAUGCCCGUAUUAUUAAGACGGGUUUCAAUCCGGAAACAUGCCGUUCUAAUUUCCUGGUCAAGAAUAUUCUAGAAAGAGGUGAAUUGUCCCAAGCGCGUGAGGUGUUUGAUCAAAUGCCUCAUAAAAAUACAUUCUCAACAAACAUGAUGAUUUCAGGUUAUGUGAAAUCAGGCAACCUUUCUUAUGCUAGAGAGUUGUUUGAUGGAAUGGUUGAACGUACAGCAGUGACAUGGACAAUCUUAAUUGGUGGAUACUCGAAGUGUAAUCAAUUUCGAGAAGCAUUUAAGAUUUUUUCUGAGAUGUGUAGGUGGGGGACGGAGCCGGAUUAUGUGACCUUUGCUACUCUCCUAUCCGGAUGUAGCGACUCGGAGACCGCAAAUGAAGUAGUUCAAGUUCAUGCCCAAAUCAUCAAAUGGGGACAUGGUUCGACUCUCAUGGUUUGCAAUUCCUUGGUUGAUGCUUACUGCAAAAUAUAUCGCUUAGAUUUUGCUUGUCAACUCUUUCAGGAAAUGUCUGAGAGAGAUUCUGUCACUUUGAAUGCAUUGAUAACAGGGUUCUCAAGAGAUGGGUUGAAUGAAGACGCAAUAAAGCUCUUUAUGGAGAUGCAACAUUUUGGCUUCAAGCCUUCAGAUUUUACUUUUGCCGCGGUUCUAUGUGCGGUUAUUGGGUUAGACGACAUAGUACUUGGGCAGCAAGUUCAUGCUUUUGUGGUGAAGACCAACAAUGUUUGGAAUGUGUUUGUGGGGAAUGCUUUGCUUGAUUUCUACUCGAAGCAUGGUCGUGUGCUUGAGGCAAGGAAACUCUUUGACGAGAUGCCAGAGUUGGAUUGUGUUUCAUACAAUGUAAUCAUCACCAGUUAUGCAUGGGAUGGGCAACCGAAAGAGUCUCUUGGUCUUUUCCGGGAAUUACAGUUUACUCGAUUUGAUCGGAGGCAAUUCCCUUUUGCAACCUUGUUGAGCAUAGCAGCCAAUACUUCGGACUUGGAAAUGGGUCGACAAAUUCAUUCCCAGACUAUUGUGUUAACAGCAGAUUCAGAAGUUCAGGUUGGAAAUUCUUUAGUUGACAUGUAUGCCAAAUGUGAUAGAUUUGAGGAAGCCAAAAAGAUAUUUGCAAAUUUAGCCCACAAAAGCACAGUUCCAUGGACUGCCAUGAUCUCAGGUUAUGUUCAGAAGGGACUACAUGAAGAAGGCCUAAAACUGUUCAAUGAGAUGCAUAGAAACAAUGUAAGUGCUGACCAGGCCACUUUUGCAAGCAUCUUGAGUGCUUCAGCAAAUUUAGCUUCACUCUCACUAGGGAAACAGUUACACUCAUUUGUAGUUAGAUCAGGAUUUCUAUCAAAUGUAUAUUGUGGAAGUGCAGUCGUAGAUAUGUAUGCCAAAAGCGGUUCCUUAAAAGAUGCACUUCAAAGUUUCCAAGAAAUGCCUGAUAGGAACCCAGUCACUUGGAAUGCCCUGAUCUCAGCUUACGCACAAAAUGGAGAUGGUGAAGGCACUCUUAAGUCAUUUGAUCAGAUGAUCCAGUCAGGUUUCCAACCGGAUUCCGUUAGCUUCCUGAGUGUCUUAACUGCUUGCAGCCACUGUGGGCUCGUUGAUGAAGCAUUACAAUACUUCAAAUCCAUGACUCAAGUUUACAAACUUGCUCCCAGAGGAUUACACUAUGCGUCAAUAGUUGAUGUGUUGUGUCGGAGUGGACAGUUUGAUGAAGCGGAGAAGUUGAUGGCGGAAAUGCCAUUCGAGCCUGAUGAGAUUAUGUGGUCAUCAGUUCUUAAUUCUUGUAGAAUUCAUAAAAAUCAAGAAUUGGCUAAGAAAGCAGCAGCCCAACUUUUCAAUAUGGCAGACCUCAAGGAUGCUGCUCCUUAUGUUAACAUGUCCAAUAUCUAUGCAGCAGCAGGUCAGUGGGAUAGUGUUGGGAUGGUGAAGAAGGCAAUGAGGGAGCGAGGAGUUAAAAAGGCCCCUGCUUAUAGCUGGGUUGAAAUCAAACAUAAGAUUCAUGUAUUCUCAGCGAAUGACAAGUCCCACCCACAGAUGGGGGAGAUCAUGAGAAAGAUUGAUAUGCUGGUGAAGCAGAUGGAGAAGGAAGGAUACAAGCCUGACACAAGCUGUGUACUCCACAAUGUGGAUGAGGAGAUCAAAAUAGAGUCUCUCAAAAGCCACAGUGAACGCUUAGCAAUUGCAUUUGCUCUGAUCAGCACACCAGAAGGGUCGCCCAUACUGGUGAUGAAGAAUCUACGAGCUUGUACAGACUGUCAUGCUGCAAUCAAGCUGAUUUCAAAGAUUGUUGCAAGGGAGAUUACAGUCAGGGAUUCAAGCAGGUUCCAUCAUUUUAGAGGGGGGUUUUGCUCCUGUGAGGACUAUUGGUGACUUUGUAAACACCCAAAAAGGAAGAAUUAUUUUCCUGUAAAACGGGCCAACGAUUACAGAACCCAUUCUCUGCUUGAAGCACCAAGAUUAGAAUUGUUAUGAAGAAAAAACGUCCUUCACGUUGCAUUAGCACGAGACUACUUACAUGCUUGAGGUGGAUUCGUCAUGUAGACUAAAUUAUUCACAUCAGGGAGUUUUUUUCUGUUCUCGACAACAUUUGACAGUGCGUCUUCUUCCUUCCAAAAUUCAUUUAUUACAGUGAUUUUUCUCCA